Molecule: messenger RNA, 1116 nt
Organism: Periconia digitata
Lineage: Eukaryota; Fungi; Ascomycota; Dothideomycetes; Pleosporales; Periconiaceae
Source: the annotation of a GenBank genome assembly
CCCUUCCAUCGGGAAAAAGCUUCAUAUCUACUCAAGCACCGCAAAUCUAUCAUCGACAUGUCAAACCACGUCCCCGAGAAGCAAUGGGCUCAGGUGAUUGAGAAGACCGGAGGCGAAAUCACAUACAAGGAGAUUCCAGUACAGAAACCGGGUCCGGAUGAGGUUCUGGUGAACAUCAAGUUCACUGGUGUCUGCCACACUGAUCUACACGCAUGGCAAGGCGACUGGCCACUAGACACAAAACUUCCCCUGGUUGGUGGACACGAAGGCGCUGGUGUUGUCGUGGCUACUGGUGAUCUUGUAGAAGACGUCAAGCUUGGCGAUCAUGUAGGCAUCAAGUGGCUCAAUGGAUCCUGUCUUUCUUGCGGCUUCUGCCAGCAGUCCGACGAGCCCUUAUGUCCCAAACCACUCCUCUCCGGAUACACAGUCGAUGGAACAUUCCAACAAUACGCCAUUGGCAAAGCUGCACACGUCGCCCGCAUCCCCAAGGAUCUCCCACUAGACGCCAUUGCGCCCAUCCUCUGCGCCGGUAUCACCGUCUACAAGGGCCUCAAAGAGUCUAAUGCUACUCCCGGACAAUUCGUCGCCGUUGUAGGAGCCGGUGGUGGUCUCGGCAGUCUCGCACUUCAAUACGCCAAAGCCAUGGGUCUCCGAACCAUCGCCAUCGACACGGGCGACGAGAAGAAGGACAUGUGCAGCAAGCUCGGAGCUGAAGCAUUUGUCGACUUUGCCAAAUCCUCAAACGUGGUCAAAGACGUACAAGCCGCUACCCCCGACGGUCUAGGUCCCCAUGCCGUUCUCCUCGUUGCCGUCAACGAGAAGCCCUUCCAGCAAGCUGCUGAGUAUGUGCGUCCUCGUGGCACUGUAGUCUGCAUUGGUCUUCCUGCCGGCGCCUACCUCAAGGCUCCGGUCUUCGAGAGCGUGAUCAAGAUGGUUACCAUCAAGGGUAGUUAUGUUGGUAACCGUAAAGAUUCGGCAGAGGCUAUUGACUUCUAUGCUCGCGGAUUGAUCAAGGCGCCGUACAAGGUAGUCGGGUUGAGCGAGUUGAAGAACGUAUACGAGAAGAUGCAAAAGGGCGAGAUUGCAGGAAGGUAUGUUUUGGACACGAGCAAGUAA